AUGGGUAAGUCAGUAUCGAAAUUGUCAAAGGAUGAUUUACAAUCACUUAGACAAGCAACUUAUUUUGAUAAAAGAGAGUUACAACAGUGGUAUAAGGGGUUUUUAAGGGAUUGUCCGCUGGGACAGCUAUCAGAAGAGGAGUUUUCGAAGGUAUUUAAACAAUUUUUUCCUUUUGGGGAUCCAAGUGAUUAUUGUCAUUAUCUAUUUCGGGUUUUUGAUGUUGAUAAUUCAAAGUAUAUCGACUUCAAGGAAUUUAUCAUUGCAUUGUCGAUUACUAGUCGAGGCUCGCUAGAACAGAAGUUGAACUGGAGUUUCAAGCUUUACGAUUUUCGGAGAUGUGAGCAGUUAUCUUAUAAUGACGUGCUAACGAUAAUACGGGCAACUUACAAGAUGAUCGGUGCUAUGGUGGCAUUGCCAGAGGAUGAAAGGACGCCAGAACAAAGAACAGAUAAGCUUUUCCGCUAUUUGAAUAAGGAUAGAGAUAGAGAUACAAUAAAUAAGGAUGACUUUAAGAAGUUACUGAAGUUUGACGCUGCCAUAGUGAACGCAUUGAAUUCAUACGAGGGCUUGGUAUAA
Molecule: messenger RNA, 576 nt
Organism: Debaryomyces hansenii CBS767
Lineage: Eukaryota; Fungi; Ascomycota; Pichiomycetes; Serinales; Debaryomycetaceae
Product: frequenin
Exons: 1
Coding region: 1-576 (191 amino acids)
Cellular component (GO): intracellular membrane-bounded organelle; membrane; cytosol
Molecular function (GO): calcium ion binding
Source: RefSeq, a predicted model, not a curated record